Molecule: messenger RNA, 1991 nt
Organism: Aedes aegypti (yellow fever mosquito)
Lineage: Eukaryota; Metazoa; Arthropoda; Insecta; Diptera; Culicidae
Product: mitochondrial-processing peptidase subunit alpha
Exons: 4
Coding region: 146-1786 (546 amino acids)
Cellular component (GO): mitochondrion
Molecular function (GO): metal ion binding; metalloendopeptidase activity
Source: RefSeq, a predicted model, not a curated record
AUCUGUCAAACGGCCCUGGCACUGCAGUUUCUUGUUCGGCGACAUUUCUGUUGCUGGUUCGUGAUCCGAGUCCCGGAAAAUAAAUUGUGCGUAGAUUCAGUUUCCGUCGCGAAAAAUCCGCCCAGCACAAACCGCAGCCUACAAAAUGGCUCUGCCAUUCAACGCCAAAGCCCUCACCAAUCGGGUGUUGCUGAACAAAUGUUGCACCAUUUGGCGGCCUUACGUCAGCACCAGUGGAAGCAACUCGAUUGAAGGGGGCCGUGCCAGUAAUCCGGACGGGCCAACCUUCAAUGUGCCGUCGAAGGAAAUCGUCACUCCGAUGCCACCACUUUCAGAGGCCAUUCCGGAUCUUCCCCCGGUCCAAUAUGCGCGACCAGGGGAACAAGGAAAUAACACCCAAGUGACAAGACUUUCCAAUGGAUUGCGGGUCGCGUCGGAGAAUCGGUUUGGCCAGUUCUGCACCGUCGGUGUGGUAAUCGAUUCCGGUCCGCGCUACGAGAUGGCCUACCCUAGCGGAGUGUCUCACUUUCUGGAGAAGUUGGCCUUCCAGUCGACGCAAUCUUUCGGCGAGAAGGAUGUCAUCUUUAAGGAGCUGGAGAAGCACGGGGGGAUAUGCGAUUGCCAGAGCUCGCGGGACACGUUCGUGUAUGCGGCCAGUGCCGAUAGCCGGGGGCUGGAGUCGGUUUCGCGGAUAUUGGCCGAUGUCGUGCUGAGACCAAAAUUGGCCGUUGAAGAAGUGGACAUGGCACGGCAAGCGGUAAAAUUUGAGCUGGAAACGCUGGGAAUGCGCCCGGAGCAGGAACCCAUUCUGAUGGACAUGAUCCACGCGGCAGCAUUCAGAGACAACACCCUGGGACUGCCGAAGCUUUGCCCGCUGGAGAAUGCGGACAAAAUCGAUAGGAAUAUGCUGCUCAACUAUCUGCGACAUCACCACAGCCCGGAUCGGAUGGUUCUGGCCGGGGUUGGCGUUCCACACGACGAUUUGGUCCGCUUGGCUGAGAAAUACUUCGUGGAAGGAUCCGCCACUUGGGAGAUGGAGAAGGUGGCUGCCAAAGAACCGAGCGGAGUUGACACUUCCAUCGCUCAGUAUACCGGAGGUUCCAAGCUGGAAGAGUGUCCCAUUCCGGUGUAUGCGGCGGUUGGGCUGCCGGAGUUGGCCCAUGUUGUCAUUGGACUUAAGGGAUGCUCCCAUCAGGACAAAGAUUUCAUUGCUGCUUGCGUGUUGAACAUCAUGAUGGGCGGAGGAGGUUCCUUCUCGGCCGGAGGUCCUGGAAAGGGCAUGUACACUCGGCUCUAUACGAACGUUUUGAACCGUUACCAUUGGAUGUACAGCGCCACAGCCUACAACCACGCUUACGGUGAUUCCGGUUUGUUCUGCAUCCAUGCCACUGCCCCUCCAACGCACAUUAGAAGCCUCGUUGAGGUCAUUACCCGAGAGCUGUACACGAUGCAAGCCCGUCCGGGCGAUCAGGAACUGCGACGCGCCAAAACUCAACUGCAGAGCAUGUUGCUGAUGAACCUGGAGGCCCGGCCAGUUGUCUUCGAGGACAUCGGGCGACAGGUUCUGGCCACCGGUGAACGCAGGCGACCGGACCAUUUCAUUCAGGAAAUUGAGAAAAUAACCGCCGAAGAUGUUCAGAACGUGGCCCGGAGGUUCCUUUCGUCGCCUCCGUCUUUGGCCGCCCGCGGCGAGAUCAAGGGCAUUCCCGACGUGAAGGACAUCCAGACGGCUUUGGGAGGCGAAGGACGGCUGCCCGGCAAUCGGCGGUUGUCGCUGUUUAGGUAAGACAAAGGCAAAACGAAAAAAAAAAUCGGAGACAUUUACCCAUUCGGACGAUGAGACGGAAGGCGGUCUUCUCAGCGUGAGUCAAGUGAAACCGAAACUGUGAGUACUACUCUAUAGGAUGUUAGUUGUGUAAUUAUGAUUGUGCUUUAUUCGCCCGCGGGAACUGAUAACAAGUUAUUUUAAAAUAUAUCAAAUCUUAAAGGAA